Pollicipes pollicipes is the source of this 2040-nucleotide messenger RNA. RefSeq names its product phosphopantothenate--cysteine ligase. The record is from RefSeq and is a predicted model, not a curated record. NCBI's taxonomy places the organism in Eukaryota, Metazoa, Arthropoda, Thecostraca, Pollicipedomorpha, Pollicipedidae. The transcript is spliced from 2 exons. The coding region runs from base 355 to 1329 and encodes 324 amino acids.
UUUCUUCCCACAUCAGGGAGAGGAGUUGGCUGAAAUACAUAGAGGCCAGCAAAUAUUGUGUAUCCAUGGUGUCAGGAACAACUGAUAGGUCCACAAAACAACUGAAUCCUUUUAUUUUGUGGGUUUCAAUGUCUUCUUGAGAUUUUUAUGGUCAUAUGAGAGUUUUGGAUAUGCAUCUGGCAAUGAUUCAUGUUUUGAAACAGUUUCAUCCACUUAUGUCAUGGUUCUGGCUUUCAUGACAAAUGUGUGAUGGCAAAUCACGCUGGCAUAGUAUUUCAGCUUAUGAGAACUUUUCAGCUUCAUCAAUUUUUGUGUCACAUCAUUGGAAAACCAGCUUGAUACAUUAUCUUUUCAAUGUUUUGUUUUAAUGUGUUUCACUCCUUCCACAGAAAAUUCCAGUUCACAUUCACACACCCACCAAUGGAAGACCUGGAGGCAGAAAACGGCAACAUUGCCCAGCGUCUCACAGAGUUCCUGACGCUGGCCUCGCGGGACCAGCUACUGGUGGCGCUGGUGACCUCAGGCGGCACCACAGCGCCCAUUGAGCAGCGCACAGUCCGCUUCUUGGACAACUUCAGCACGGGCCAGCGCGGCGCCGCGUGCGUCGAGCAGCUGCUGACGCGCGGCUACGCCGUGCUGCUGCUGCGCCGGCGCGGCUCGCUGGCGCCGCACGCGCGCCACGUGCGGCCGGCCGAGCUGCUGGCCGGCCUGGAGGAGGGCUCUGACGGUCGCUGGACGCUGGGCGAGGCGGCGGCGCGGCGGCUGGCGGCGCCGGCCGAGGCGGCGCGACGCGACGGCGCCCGUCUAAUGACGCUGCUCUUCACCAGUGUGGACGAGUACCUGGCGCUGCUGGAGGCCGCGGCCGGCGCGCUGGCGCCGCUCGGACGGCGUCUACUCCUGCUGCUCGCUGCUGCCGUCUCCGACUUUCAGGUGCCGGCGGAGGAACGUGUCGAGCACAAGGUCUCCGGCGGGGACCAGCCGCUGACGCUGCACCUGCAGCCCGUGCCGAAGGCGCUCGCCCGGCUCACUGCCGACUGGUGUCCGGCCGCCUUCGUCGCCACCUUCAAGCUGGAGACGGACGAGCGCGUGCUGGUGGCGCGCGCGCGCGCCGCCCUCGCCCGCUACGGCCACCAGCUGGUGGUGGCCAACCUGCUGCAGACGCGACGCCAGCGCGUUACCAUGGUGACGCCGGCGGCGGCGGACGCGGUGGAGCGCCGCGGCGACGCGGAGCUGGAGGAGGCGAUCGUGGCGGACUUGGUGCGGCGGCAUCAGGAGUUCGUGGACGGGGCUCAGACUGGGGUGAAGGCUGAGGAGCGGCAGCCCUGUUAGCGUGUCGCGGCCCCUGGAACUAGUCUUUUGAUGAGCUUAUACAGUGUCUGUGUCAAGUAAAGGAUGACGGUUUCAUCGUACCAAGAGAAUGUAAGACACACCACCAUGAUUUGACGAGAGCGGAUGGAGAACCUCGCAUACAUUGCGUUUAAUCACAGAAAUCGUUUGUUCAGUUUCAUAUAUAAGAUUAAGCCAUAUGUCUAAAGGGUGAUAGCCUUGUGCGUAGGAUGUAUACUGCCCUCACUUGCCGACAUAUGCUUGACUGGCCUCCGUUGGAAGAAUACCGAGAUGACUCUGGCCGCCGCUGUGUGCGUCGGUUGGCCGGCGUCCGUGAUCAUGUACUGCCGCCAUUGUUCUGCGGGCGGAUGUUUGUGCUGAUUCAGCGACCGAAGUCCGCGACGUUUUUGAAGCGGUUUCUUCCAAUGAUUUGCGUGGUUGGCGUCGGGUUUAGAGUACCUGUUAAGCAAAGCUUGCUGCACGUGCCUCUAAUUAACUACUCGUGGUAUGCCGUGCAGAUCAUUGGAUAAUACUACCUCCGCCCUUUCACCAGACAGGGUGAGAGGGGUUUCCGACGGCCGUAGCUCGGGUCACGGAUGGAGCUACGGUCGCGUGGAUAGGCGAUUGAUUCCAGAACAGCGUCACCGCUGACCAGUGUCAUGUCAAGGCCAGAUGUCAAUCCAUCAUGCGGGAAAUAUCCCACCGAUGAACGUG